GCCUGUCUGUCAAACAGUCCGUUCAAUUCGGCCAUCUGGUUCUGCAGGGAGCUGACAGGAGCCUCACCCGUAGCGAAAAAUUUAGCUGCAAAUAUUUCAUAUCCGUCAUGGUACUUAUGACUUAUGCCUUCAUAUAUGCGCAUAAAGAAGUCACCUCUACAUGCUUUGCCCCGUCUGAGCGGACUGUCUGCUGAAAAAGAUCCCAGAGUGCUUUGCUCUGUUCCCUCUCACCAUGGCGACAGUAGUGAUGGAGCAGAUUGGGCGCCUGUUCAUCAACGUCCAGCAGCUUCGUCAGAUCCCCCAGCUGCUGGAGUCCGCCUUCCCCAAGCUGCCCUGCACCGUGACCGUCAACGACGUGCCCUGGGUGUUUAAGGAGUCUCACAUUCUCACGGGCUACCGGCCACCUGACCAGAGCUGGCGCUACUACUUCUUGACACUCUUCCAGAGGCACAAUGAGACGGUCAAUGUGUGGACGCACCUGCUGGCCUCUCUUAUCAUCCUGGUGAAGUUCCAGGAAGUGUCUGAAACCGUGGACUUCUUGCGAGACCCUCACGCUCAGCCACUUUUUAUUGUGCUUUUAGCCGCAUUCACUUACCUGGCCUGCAGCUCGCUGGCCCAUCUGCUUUCUGCCAAAUCUGAGCUCUCUCACUACUCUUUCUACUUCCUGGACUACGUGGGUGUGGCUGUGUAUCAGUAUGGCAGUGCCCUGGCUCACUUCUACUAUGUGGUCGAGGAGGCAUGGCACGCUCGCGUUCAAGGGUUCUUCCUGCCCGCUGCUGCAUUCCUGGCCUGGCUGUCCUGUACUGGAUGCUGCUAUGGCAAGUAUGCGAGUCCACGCCUGCCCAAGUUUGCCCACAAGUUGUUCCAGGUGGUGCCCUCAGGUCUGGCUUACUGCUUAGAUAUCAGCCCAGUGCUGCACCGCAUCUAUAGCUGCUACAGCUCCCAGCAGAGCUGCACUGACCAGGCUGUAACCUACCAUUGCUACCAGAUCCUCUUCUUCUUGGUGAGCGCCUACUUCUUCGCUUACCCACACCCGGAGUGCUGGUUCCCUGGCCGGUGCGACUUCAUUGGUCAGGGCCACCAAAUAUUUCAUGUUUUCCUUGUGCUCUGCACACUGGUGCAGAUAGAGGCAGUACGCCUCGACUACAACGAGCGGAGGCCCCUGUAUGAACGUCUCCAUGGCGACCUGGCUCACGAUGCUGUGGCACUCUUCAUCUUCACAGCGUGCUGCAGCGCCCUAACUGCAUUCUAUGUGUGCAAGCGAGUGAAAGCCUACCUCGAGGAAAAGCAGGAGUAAACGUAUUGGGAAAGGCAUAAGAACAAGACAACAUAACCCUGCUGGCCUAAAGCAGUGUUCUCACUGGUGUAGUAAGGACACUUAACAUUAUGGACCUGCUGUUGAUAAAUCACAUUUAGUGGUUAAAGUGUGAUUUGGCGGGGGGGAGGGGCGGGGGGGGGGGGGGGGUUCAAUUUUGUUUUUGUAACAUGGCCUGCCAAAAUUGUAUUGUCAAUCAGCUAUGUACUGUUUACUUACUGCAUUUAUACUUAAAAACUCUGCCUCAGAUGAAGACAGAAGAAGGAAAUAAGAGGCAUUGCACUGAUAUCUAUUCAUGCUCUGCUCUAAAGUGGUCUAAUAUUUCAGUGCCAACAAGAAGUCUUUCAUACUCUUCAUUUGCAUGAAUUUGUGAUCUAUUUUUGUGGGUGAAAAGGCAUUAUGGGCAGGACUAUAAAUAGAUGUGGACUGGCUAAAAUUAUGAUCCAGUCUUAGAAAUCUAUAUCGGAAAACAAUUUAGUGAAACCAAACGUAGCAUGCCAUCUGUGUGCUCUUCUAAAUGUUUAUGAGCACUUUCAGAAAGAAUCUGUGUGUGACUGUGUUUGUGAGAUUUGUUCAAGUUGGACUCAAACUUGAGGCUCACCUCAAUGGUGCACUAAAGGGCAUUUAGAGCAUGGAUGCUAGAGGAAAUACUAAAAGGCAUAUUUUUUCAUCCAUCAGGACCAAGAGCUCCCACAGCAUUGCUUGCAUAGUUUUAAAAGAAAGCAUGACAAGAGUCAUCCAGCUUUGGUUACAUCAUGCAUAGGCAGAAAACCACAAAGAAAGCAUCAAGUUGACUGAUGACAUACCCUUCACUGAGUGUUCUCUGUUGUCAUCUCUAAAUCUUCCCUAAUUUUAUGCGAACUGCAAUCUUUGAGUGUUUUUGUGUGCCUCCAACACUGAUGCUUGAUGUUGCCCUAACCUAAAUCUGCGUGCCUGCUUUUUUUCAGAAGGCACAUAUGCCAAAAUGUUUAAGCUUAUGAUGAAAGUGGCUGGUAGACUUUUACAUCACAGGCCAAUAAAACCCUUUUAUGUAAUCAAGGAAAUUGCUUGAAUAGUCCACACAACUUAUGCUUUUUUGAGAAUACCUCAAAGUGUUAAUUAAAAGACAGAGUUUAGAUUCCAUCCGCUGUUGACUGAGUUUAUUCAGCACAGUAAUGAAUUUAAUAUGAGCCAAAGAGGCUUUAGUGAAUUGAAUUACGUGCCCUUGCUAACUAUGAAGCCAGCUUUCAUCAUCAAGAUGCUCCUUUUGUACCCAAAGGGCUACAGUGUUGGCUUUUGCCUUUAUAAACUUCAUGAUGUCAAUGCCUUUGUGCAUAUUCCACUGGUUGAUGUUUUUAGUGGUUCACAAAAAAGAUUGAGUAUUAAUAUAUUAGAAUGUGUGUUCUAAUGUGCCUGAAUACACGCAUGCGUCCAAGUGAGGCAAUGUUCAUGUAGGUGUGGUGAAUGUGUGCAAUUUCUGAAUGUGUUCCAGUUAUUGUCAGUUGUAUGUCAGAUUGUUGCUUGUUUGAAUUCUGUUUUACCUUUCGUCUUGUCCGAUAUCCACCUCUCCCACAAUCGCAUAUGCUUUUAUUCCAUGUUAUUCUGCACAGCCAUCAAAUUGAAGAUGGGACAUGUUUUUAGGUUCCAUGUUCUGAUGGAUGAACCUGCAAGUAGAGAGAGUGUCAAUCUGUUGUGUGUUAUGUUGUGUAAUGGCACUGACAGAGUGUGAUGUGUAUGAUGUCACUGAUAGAUGGACUCAUGGACAGAAGUCUUGGGGUAAAGUCUCUGAUGACGUGACUGAUAAUUGAACUGUUGAUGAUGAGUUCUAUGACAGGAACAUGUCAUAAAAUGAUGUCAAAAACAGCCUUUUCCAUAGUAAGAUGCAGAAAGAUGUGAGUUAUUAAGAACUGACCAAGUAUAUUACGUACUGAGUCUAAUAUUUUAGUAUUUAGCAGCUACCACAAUAUAGUAAAAUAAAAGAGCAGAAAUUGCUCAUUGAGUGUGUAGCAUGACUGCAGCUAUUCAAGAACAUUUAAUGCAGCUAAUUUAACUUGUUUGAGAGUGAAGAAGCGGGUGAUAGAAUCUUACAUUGAGAGCAAUGGUACUUACACUGAGGAAAGCCAAGAGCUGGCAUAACAGUGAGGAAACAACAAAGAUGAGGUCACCCCCAGGCACGACCAGGCUUGGACAUAUAAUCCAUCAGCUCUCAGCCUACAGUUUCAAUGGAAAAACCCACUAAACCUCACUAAACCUCAUCAUUGAUCCUACUAAACUGUGAACCAAGUUUAUACUUUUAACACUGAAAAAAAUCUUUUUCUGCUCACCUCUAGACCAGCAAUGGAUUCUAAAAAGACUUGCAGAGGAUGCUUAUGUUUUGAAAAUUGUCAUUAUGGUUAGGGUCGGGGUUUGUUUUUGAGUCAGGAGUGAACAUGACUUGUGGGAAAAGUUUGACAGAAAAGUCUAAUUAGUGUCUCCCCUGUGCAGGCACUGCCGGGACACUCCUGCAUCUCAGUGUUGACAAUACUGAAAACUCAGCUCUUACUUUGACCUGAACUAGCACUCUGUACAUGUCCUGUUGCAGGGUCAGAUGAGCAAGAAUAUCUGACAUCUACUUACAACAUUAAACCAUAUGUAAAAAAAUGACUGAUGUUGAUGUAUUGUGGAAUUUAAAUAAACAAGUGUUAUUACCA
Pygocentrus nattereri (red-bellied piranha) is the source of this 3984-nucleotide messenger RNA. RefSeq names its product progestin and adipoQ receptor family member VII, b (gene paqr7b). The coding region runs from base 233 to 1297 and encodes 354 amino acids. Lineage: Eukaryota; Metazoa; Chordata; Actinopteri; Characiformes; Serrasalmidae. The transcript has 2 exons. The record is from RefSeq and is a predicted model, not a curated record. Gene Ontology annotation, biological process: response to steroid hormone. Gene Ontology annotation, cellular component: plasma membrane. Gene Ontology annotation, molecular function: nuclear steroid receptor activity; steroid binding.